UACCCUCUAAGAGCGGAUCUUCUGUCGGUGACUCCGCCACGCCGCCGCUCGGCUCGUGAAUGGCCCUGACAUGGAGGAAGUCCCGUUUCAGAAAGUCAAGACGCGGCGGAAGCGGAGCCGCCGCUGUCCGCCCGGUGUGCCCGUGACCGCUAUCGCGUGCGAGGACGAGUUCGACUGUAAGGAGCUCGAGUCGCUGUUCCGCACCUACAACCUGAAGCUGGAGCAGACCUCGGCGCUCAAGGCGCUCGCCGUGCUCGCGGCGUUGGCGUGUGCGCUCGCAGCGUUCGAGGCGCUCUCCGGUCCGGGCCUGGCUGUCGCCAAGGCAUCGCAUCCGGCACACGGCGUCGUCUUCGCGUCGCUCUUCGUCGUGGCCAACGUCAAGUACCUGCGCGUGGGUCAGCUGCAGCAGAUCGUCAGCCUCACGCUUCUGUUCGCCUUCACCUUCGCUCUGCUCUGCUGCCCGUUCCCGCCCGUGGCGCCCAGUUCCUACACGCCGACGCCGCAGCCCGAGCAAGGAGUCUGGCAGCUCGCGCUUGUCACUUUCGUCGCGUACGCGCUGCUUCCGGUGAGGACCCUCCUGGCCGUAACCUUCGGCAUCAUGGUGUCCAUCUCCCACAUCGUGGUCACGGCAACGUCGGUCACGGCCAAGACGCAAAAGCUGUGGAGAGCUCUGGUGGCCAACACAGUGCUCUUCACCAGCGUCAAUCUGUCCGGUCUGUUUGUGCGCAUCCUCACUGAGCGUUCUCAGAGAAAGGCCUUCCUGCAGGCACGCAACUGCAUCGAGGAGAGACUGCGCAUGGAGGACGAGAACGAAAAGCAGGAGCGACUGUUGAUGAGCCUCUUACCAAGGAACGUGGCUAUGGAGAUGAAGGAAGACUUCUUGAAACCUCCCGAACGGAUUUUUCACAAGAUCUACAUCCAGCGUCAUGACAACGUCAGCAUCCUGUUUGCGGACAUCGUGGGCUUCACCAGCCUGGCGUCACAGUGCACGGCUCAGGAGUUGGUGAAGCUGCUCAACGAGCUCUUCGGAAAGUUCGACGAGCUCGCCACAGAGAACCACUGCAGGCGCAUUAAGAUUCUGGGUGACUGCUACUACUGUGUGUCAGGACUGACGCAGCCCAAAACUGACCACGCUCACUGCUGCGUGGAGAUGGGGCUCGAUAUGAUCGACACCAUAACGUCAGUGGCGGAGGCGACGGAGGUGAACCUGAACAUGCGUGUGGGUUUACACACGGGUCGUGUGCUCUGCGGUGUUCUGGGGCUCAGGAAGUGGCAGUAUGAUGUCUGGUCCAAUGACGUGACCCUGGCCAACGUGAUGGAGGCUGGAGGGCUACCUGGGAAAGUGCACAUUACUCGCGCCACGCUAGAUUGCCUGAACGGUGACUACGAGGUGGAGCCAGGAAAUGGGCGAGAGAGGAACGCCUUCCUGCAGAAACACGACAUCGAGACCUUCUUUAUAGUGCCAUCUCACCGCAGAAAGAUCUUUCCUGGAUUGAUCCUUUCCGACAUCAAACCUGCCAAAAAGAUGAAGUUUAAAACGGUGUGCUACCUGCUGGUGCAGCUCAUGCACUGCCGCAAGAUGUUCAAGGCUGAGAUCCCCUUUUCCAACGUGAUGAACUGCGAGGAUGGGGACAAGAGGAGAGUUCUGCGAUCGGCUCCGGAGAAGCUGCGUAAUCGGACCUUGGUUUCGGCCAAUGUGACCCAGAGCAGCCCCGGCACAAGGGUCAACCGCUACAUCGGCCGCCUGAUCGAGGCGCGUCAGACAGAGUCGGACACAACUGACUUAAACUUCCUCACGCUCAUGUACAAGUGCUCCGAGCGGGAAAAGAAGUAUCACCUCAUCCAUGACGAGCACUUCACCAGCGCCGUGGUGCUGUCGCUAAUCCUCGCUGCCUUGUUAGGCUUUGUCUACCUUCUCAUCAUGCCACAGGGGACAGUAGUGUUGGUGUUGCUGGUUUUCUGCAUCUGUUUCCUUGUAGCUUGUAUCAUGUACCUGCAUGUCACUAGAGUGCAGUGUUUUCCCGGGUGCCUCACCAUUCAAAUCCGCACGGCCCUGUGCGUGCUAAUAGUGCUGCUAAUCUACUCUGUGGCACAGGCGUGUGUGGUGGGCUGCAUGCCCUGGCUCUGGGCCUCCACCUCCAACACCUCUAUAGUGAUCAUAGACCUAGUGGGUGGAGCUAACCGCACCAUGCCGGAGCUGCCCUGCGACGGGGUGCAGUACGCCUUCCUGGUGUGUGUGGUAGCCACGGUUACCAUGGCGCUGUUCCUGCGAGUGUCCUGGCUGCCCAAGCUGCUCCUGCUGCUCCUGCUGGCUGUCAGCUUCAUCACUGUGCUGGAGCUGAGCGGAUAUCGCCGAACUGUCCCCGGUGCGGGUGUAGGUUCACUGAACGUUCGCUCGUAUGAGCCCAUCCUCUCCCUGCUGCUGUUUUCCAGCGCUCUGGCUCUGCACUCACGCCAACUCGAGCUCAAACUGCGCCUUGACUUCCUCUGGGCCACACAGGCUGAGGAGGAGAGGGACGGGAUGGAGAAGGUGAAACUAGACAACAGGAGGAUUCUGUUUAACCUGCUCCCAGUUCAUGUGGCUCAACACUUCUUAAUGUCCAACCCCAGGAACAUGGAUCUAUAUUACCAGUCCUACUCCCAGGUCGGCGUGCUCUUCGCCUCCAUUCCCAACUUCAACGACUUCUACAUCGAGCUGGAUGGAAACAACAUGGGUGUGGAGUGUCUGCGUCUCCUCAACGAGAUCAUCGCCGAUUUCGACGAGCUUAUGGACAAGGAAUGCUACAAAGACAUUGAGAAGAUCAAAACUAUCGGCAGCACGUACAUGGCAGCGGUGGGUUUAGUUCCCACUACAGGCAGCAAGGUAAAAAAGUCCAUUUCAACUCACCUGAGCACAAUCGCCGACUUCGCCAUCGAAAUGUUCGACGUCCUCGAUGAGAUCAACUACCAGUCUUACAAUGACUUUAUCCUGAGAGUGGGUAUUAACGUAGGUCCAGUGGUGGCCGGGGUUAUCGGGGCUCGCAGGCCUCAGUACGAUAUCUGGGGCAACACUGUAAACGUGGCCAGCCGUAUGGACAGCACCGGAGUCCCGGGAAAGAUCCAGGUGACAGAGGAAGUGCACCGGAUUCUACAGAACGACUAUGACUUGGUGUGUCGCGGCAACAUCAGUGUCAAGGGUAAAGGUGAAAUGGUGACCUACUUCCUGGAGGGAAGGUCUCAAGGCGCAGGUCCGAGGGCACCCGAGAGACGCAGGAGCACGUACGCCAUAGGCCGUGCCGCCAGGGUCGGGGUCGGAUCCGCACAAAGCUCCGCCCACGGCCGCCCUGCGUCUUAUAUCGUCCACGAGGAGGACGGUGAGGAUGAGACCGAAGGCGAUGAAGGAGAGGUUUAAGAUGAGUGUCAGCGUCAGUACAGAAUGUCAGAAAGAUAGAUAAUAAAGAUCUUUCUUCGUACUGAGCCCAGGGACAAAGACGAGGCAGAACACCAGGCAGUCAGCCGCGAAGAUUUUACAAAGCUACAAUGUGGAAAUCUUAAAGUUGGAAUUUUUGUCUUCCCUUUGUAACGUGAUCGACAACCUGCUUGGGUUUCGGCGACUGAAAUACAUCGCAAUCUGCACACUCGUCUUUUUUUCCAAUCAGAGGCACGGCUGGGGAUCACAGACACACACACACACAAACACCCUGUUUAGCGGGUGGUUUUUGUGCACAAGCAAAAUAAAUAAACUUGAAAUCGAUUAUUUACACUAUUUACAUCAGGACUGAUUUUUUUUUCUGUAUUGUACGCCAAGACUACCUGAUUCGAUGUAAAUACUUCGAUGUUCUAUAAAACCUUGUGUAUUUUUUGUAUGCUGUUCAGUGAGAUUGAGUGGUGCUGAGUGCGCAUGCAUGUGAUCGAGAUGUAACCGAGAUAGCACAGAUGACGUUUUCAAAGCAAUUGAUCGAUUCUAUAAAGCUUUAUAGGCUUUUUUUUUCUUGGUGUCGCUAAAUUUACGGAUCUUUGUGUAGCUGUUGAUUAAUCAGGGAGGGUGACCAGCACCCAAACUGCUCUACUUGGUUUGGUAUUUUUCAGGUUAUUAUGCGACUCGCCUUGCUGCACUGACGACUUUUCUAACUUGAGAUUUUGCUUAACUUUCUUAUCAGGGCACUUCUAUUAGACGUUAACAGACUUCACACGUGUACAUGCGACUACAAGGAGACGUGCUAACAACAAACUAUGGACGUUAUGUUUAUAAUGAAUUCCUAAUCAUGUGUCACGUGUCGAUGGUUUCAGAGGUUGUUAGCACAAUGAGUAUUAUUAGCAAAAACGAAACACAAUGAUUAGCAAAUUCUGAAUAUUUGAGCUCGGUUUUUGCUCUUGGUUUUUUUUUCGAGGCAUGCUUUCACGAAUGUUUUAUCAAUAUAAAGUCACAGGGAGCUUUCACAGCUGCAGGCUUUAGUCAGUUUGAACAGAAAGACAUUUAGCACAAAAAAAACAAACAAAAGGGUCUGAGAGUCUGGUUUCAGUUCUGAUUACACUUCUGAAUGGACCCUAGCGAGAAAUCAAUUUGACACUGAAUCAACUUUUCUAAAUUAAGAGACUCAAACAUGCCAUAGGUUUUAGGUGACAGUCAGGGUUGCCAGGUCUCAGCAAAUUUUCCAAUCCAUAAAAAAUGUCCAAACAAUGGAAAAGUGGAACAAAACAAUCAAAAGAACGAAAGAAGGCAUCCGAGCCUCUGGUCUCUCUCAUUUCCAAGUGAAUCCUUGUGACAAAGUGUUUUGACUCAUUUUCAGGAAGUGAAUCAAACAUGCCAUAGGUUUUGAGUUGCAGUCAAGGUUGCCAGACCUAGCAAAAAUUUCAGGGCCUAAAAAUGGAGAAAACAGCUAAAAACUGAUUUGACACUGAAUCAACUCUUUUGCUAUGAAGUGAAUCGAACUUGCUAUGAGAUUUGAGGUCUCUGAAAGAUUUCCAUCUGAAAAAAUAUAUAUAUAAAAAGAGAGAUGAUAAUAUUAGAAUUUGAAUUCUGGUUGAAAAACAGCAACCAUGGCAACCCUAUUGAAUCAAACUGCUAUCCUGAGCCUCAAGGCGCAAAAGUUUAGAUUCUGUAGAUUUAGACAGACACUGAACACCACUGAAAAAAUCUUUUAAAGGUUUAUACACAUUCAUGUCAUUAUUGGACAAUUUUUUUGGUUGUUUUCUCACAACUUCACUUGACAUUUUUUCCACAUUUAGAUUCCUACACACUGCUACACACUCCCUCCAGGAUUGAUUGCUUUUGCGAUCCCAGAAAUUUCAUACGAAAUCAAGCAAAUUGUUCAGAAAUUGUUCAUUUAUUCAGAUUUACAUACCUGUCUUUACUGCAUGGACUUUAUAAAAAUAAUCCUGCUUGUGAAUUCAAGUAGGUUUCAGGAAAAAAAAGCACAAAAAAAAGCAUUUUUCACCACAAACACACACACACACACACACACACACACACACACACACACACAACCUCUGCACAAUCCUGGAGAGAAGUCUUUCUUUCUUUUUUUUUUUAACCUAAAUUACAUUUUGCACCAAUAAAACACAUUUCUGUAAACAAACAUGCCGUAUAUUUUGAACGUUUCAUCUAGAAGACAUUGUCCUCUUUUUGAAUUCCUUAAAUUCCCAAAGCUCGUUUUUGUCUUUAGAACCACUUGAUAGUUGAGGUUCCAGAAGUGUUUUUAAACAAAAAAUAGAAAUGUGUCGAAUAUUAACAUUAAGUUCAAUACAUGACAAACACGUGGGAUGGUGCUGUUACAGGAAAUGAAUCAACAAUGACAUGAUGCAAUCACGUGUUUUAUUCCCAAUACACCACAAUACAACACAAAAUAGUUACGUAUAAUGUUAAGGAUCGUCUACAAUAUACUGACAAAUCGCUGACACUGGAGACUUCAGCAUAUCAACAGGGUCAACACUGUCUAUGUUUUUAUUUAUUUGUUUAUUUAUUUAUUUUUAUUAAUCAAUAAAAAAAGGGUUUUUUUUAAAUUAUUUUUAUUUGAUUUAUUUGAAUGUUUAUUCCAAUGACAGCAUACGUAAUAUAAUUAAUAUAAACCUGCGAUUCAAGGCAACUAAUCAACACCUCCUGACCAAACAGAAGGCAGAAUUCAGCAGGGUUCUGUUAUAGUAUUCAUUAUUUAACGCAAUUCUGUUAUCGCUUGUUGUUUUGGUGUGUUAAAGCUUUGGUUUAAUGAAAGAUUCAAUUCAAUUAAACAUAAACGAAGAGUACAGAGCUGAAGAAUUACCACAGCUACUCUGAUAUUGAACACUUUCUUGUUUAUUCCAUGAUACUGAAUCAGUAAUGAUGUUUCUUUCAAAUGUUGCACGAUUUGUUUGACCGAUCACGGACUUCCGAUAACGAACCAGCCACGGACUGCUCGAUCUCGUCCCGGACUGGACCGCAUCAAUAAAAAAAUGUUUUCUGCCUUAUUUUUCAAGCUCUAGUGAAUGAACUCUUUGCCUUGAAGCUAAUGCUCUUUGAUAUGCAGAUGUUUGUAAAUGCAGUGGUGUGUGAAGCAUCUUCUCUACAAAGCUGAGCAGUAGACCAUUUUGUAAUGAAUACAGCACUGAAGUAAAAAAAAAAAACUCUUUCUCCAUGGAGCUUGUGAUUUUUCUUAGCGCAGGAUGAGAAGUGUGUGAAAUGAAAUGAAGAAAAAAGGAGGAAGGAUAA
Messenger RNA from Tachysurus vachellii, 6664 nucleotides. RefSeq names its product adenylate cyclase 1b (gene adcy1b). Bases 71 to 3391 code for a protein of 1106 amino acids. Lineage: Eukaryota; Metazoa; Chordata; Actinopteri; Siluriformes; Bagridae. Gene Ontology annotation, cellular component: plasma membrane. Gene Ontology annotation, molecular function: adenylate cyclase activity. Gene Ontology annotation, biological process: adenylate cyclase-activating G protein-coupled receptor signaling pathway; cAMP biosynthetic process; intracellular signal transduction. The transcript has 20 exons. The record is from RefSeq and is a predicted model, not a curated record.